AUGCGUUUCGUGCCAUUCCUCUCAUGCCUUUCUGCCAUAGCAUGUGCGAAUGCACAGCUAUUGGAUAUCCCGCAAGUUGACGCGCUGGUCAAGGAAGCGUUGAAGCCUCUGUCUGCGUGGACGCAUUAUCAUGGUCCCAAAGAGAGCACGUUGAACGCCAACAUCCAAGGAGUGGUGGAAGCGGCAACUGCAGCCGUGACCGAUCCUUCAUACUGGCUGGCAGACAUCACUCAUCAAGGCCUGGCCGCAUUCAACUCCAACCCGUCUGGAUACAAGGUCUUCCGCAAUGUCAAGGACUACGGCGCCGUAGGUGAUGGUGUGACGGAUGAUACUGCUGCCAUCAACUCUGCUAUUAGUGAUGGCGGCCGAUUUGGUCCUUCGAGCCGCGAGUCUUCCACAACAACUCCCGCCAUUGUAUACUUCCCAGCCGGAACCUACCUGAUUUCGUCGUCGAUCCUUGACUAUUACUUUACCCAACUGAUCGGUAAUCCCAACUCAAUUCCAGUCAUCAAGGCCACUUCUGGGUUCACGGGCCUUGGGUUGAUUGACGGAGACCAAUACCAAAGCGAUGGCAAUCAAGGCUGGGGGUCCACAAAUGUGUUCUUCAGACAGAUCCGGAACUUGAAGCUGGAUUUGACCUCCAUCCCAGCAAGCUCUGCUGCUACUGGUAUUCACUGGCCGACUGGUCAGGCCACUAGCAUUCAAAAUGUUGAGAUUGCCAUGAGCUCUGCGUCGGGUACCCAGCACCAGGGUAUCUUUAUUGAGAACGGCUCUGGAGGCUUCUUGAACGACAUUACAAUCACCGGUGGACUCUACGGAGCUAAUAUCGGCAACCAGCAAUUCACCAUGCGCAACCUGGCCGUCUCCGAUGCUGUGACUGGAAUCUCCCAAAUCUGGGACUGGGGUUGGACAUAUCAGGGACUCACCCUGACCAACUGCACAACUGGUCUCUCGAUUAACAAUGGGGGUGCUGGCAACCAGCUCGUUGGCUCGGUCAAUGUUCUCGAUAGCACCAUCCAAGACUGUCCUACUUUUGUGACGACAGCCUGGGCAAGCUCGACUUCGUCCAACGGUAGUCUCAUCCUGGAGAAUAUCGCCCUUGACAAUGUCCCCGUUGCAGUGCAGGGAACCAGCGGCACUGUACUAUCGGGAACAAGCGGGGCAUCCACUAUCAGCGCUUGGGGUCAGGGCCACAAGUACACUCCUAGCGGUCCCACUAACUUCCAGGGCAGCUUCACCGCGCCAACGCGCCCAAGUGCACUGCUUGCAAGCGGCUCAUCGAGAUACUACACCAAGUCCAAGCCUCAGUAUGAGGCUUCGCCUACAUCAUCAUUCGUUAGCAUUCGCGGCGCUGGGGCCAAGGGAGAUGGUUCCACCGAUGACACUUCAGCCAUCCAGUCUGCAAUCACCUCAGCCGCAUCCUCUGGCAAGAUUGUCUUCUUUGACCAAGGAACAUACAAGGUCACGGGUACCAUCUACAUUCCUUCCGGCUCCCGCAUCGUCGGCGAGGCCUACCCCGUGAUUAUGGCUAGCGGAAGCACAUUCUCAAGCAUCUCUAGCCCUGCCCCUGUCAUCCAGGUUGGAAAGUCUGGCGAAUCUGGAUCUAUUGAAUGGUCCGAUAUGAUUGUUAGCACCCAAGGAUCUACGCCCGGUGCUGUUCUUAUUGAGUGGAACUUGGCCGCAGCAUCUGGCUCCGGCAUGUGGGAUGUCCACACUCGGAUUGGAGGAUUCACCGGCUCUCAGCAACAGGUCGCUCAGUGUCCCACCACUGCGGCGGUGAGUGCUGCCUGUGAAGUUGCUUAUAUGUCCAUGCACAUCACUAGCAGCGCGAGUGGUGUGUACAUGGAGAAUGUUUGGCUAUGGACUGCCGACCAUGACCUUGACAGUGCCUCCAACACGCAGAUCUCCGUGUACACUGGCCGUGGUCUGCUGAUCGAGGGAAAGAAUAUUUGGCUCAUCGGAACUGGAGUGGAACAUCACUCCUUGUACCAGUACCAGUUCUCCGGUGCCAGCUCAGUUAUGGCAGGCUUUAUUCAGACUGAGACACCGUACUACCAAACCAACCCCAACGCAGCCAACAGUCCUUACCCAACCAACUCUGCCUUGAACGACCCCAGCUACAGCAGCUGCCUCGGCGGGAACUGCGACGCCCUCGGUCUACGCGUUCUCAACAGCCAGGACAUCAUUAUUUACGGAGCCGGCUUGUACAGCUUCUUUAACAACUACAGCACUACAUGCUCCACAUUCCCUACUCCCGAGAACUGCCAGAGCGAGAUCUUCAGUAUCGAGGGUACCACUAGCUCGUUGGUGGUUUACUCGCUCAGCACCGUGGGAACGACCAACAUGAUCGUCAAAGAUGGUAGCUCACUUGCAGUUGUCAGUGAUAACCUGGCAACUUAUGCUGCUACCAUCGCGUACUUCACUCUUUAG
This is a messenger RNA of Penicillium cataractarum, 2430 nucleotides long. Its product is annotated as glycoside hydrolase family 55 protein. Gene Ontology annotation, molecular function: polygalacturonase activity. The record is from RefSeq and is a predicted model, not a curated record. The transcript is spliced from 5 exons. The coding region runs from base 1 to 2430 and encodes 809 amino acids. Lineage: Eukaryota; Fungi; Ascomycota; Eurotiomycetes; Eurotiales; Aspergillaceae.